CAUUUUGUUCGCGGCGGGCUGCCGGGCCGUGCGGAAGUGGCGGCCGGCAAGGUGGGCAGGGAAGGAAGGGCUGGGCUGGGGAGCGCAGGGCUCCUCCCCCGCUGGGGCGGAGUGCAGGGGCCUGAGUGCGGCCGAGCGGAGGCCCGUGAUGUCGGCCUUCUCGGAGACGGCGCUGGAGCGGAAGCUGUCGGAGCUCAGCAACUCGCAGCAGAGCGUGCAGACGCUGAGUCUCUGGCUCAUCCACCACCGCAAGCACUCGGCGCUCAUCGUCAGCGUGUGGGAGCGGGAGCUGCGCAAAGCAAAACCAAAUAGGAAGCUGACGUUCCUGUACUUGGCCAAUGAUGUUAUACAGAACAGCAAAAGAAAAGGACCAGAAUUUACAAAAGAUUUUGCUCCAGUAAUAGUGGAGGCUUUUAAACAUGUUUCAAGUGAGUCUGAUGAGAGUUGUAAAAAACACCUUGGCAGAGUACUCUCUAUCUGGGAAGAAAGGUCUGUUUAUGAAAAUGAUGUAUUAGAACAACUUAGGCAAGCUUUAUAUGGAGACAGAAAGGUCCGGAAGCGUACUUACGAACAGAUCAAAGUUGAUGAAAAUAACUGUUCACCUCGAGGUUCUCCCACUGAUCCUCCACAGACAACAGAUCUUAUUAGAGCAUUACAAGAACUAGAAAAUGCUGCCUCUGGGGAUGCAGCAGUUCAUCAGAGGAUAGCUUCUUUGCCUGUAGAGGUCCAGGAUGUUUCACUGUUAGACAGAAUAACAGAUAAGGAAUCUGGGGAACAACUUUCCAAAAUGGUAGAUGAUGCAUGUAUGUUGCUGGCGGAUUACAAUGGCAGGUUGGCAGCUGAAAUAGAUGAUAGAAAACAGCUAACUCGAAUGUUAUCAGACUUUCUACGAUGUCAAAAAGAAUUCCUUGCAGAGAAAGAACAAAAGCUGGAAGAAUACAAGCGCAAGCUAGCCAGAGUGUCCCAAGUCCGGAAAGAGCUCAGGUCACGCAUCCAGAACCUGCCUGAUCUCUCACGACUCCCCAAUGUCACGGGCAGCCACGUACACCUACCUUUUGCAGGAGACCUCUACAGUGAUGACUGAUUCUAAGAACAUCCUUCCAUAGCUUCAACUUUUCUGUGAAAUGAGGGGUAGGUUAGACUGAUUCAUACUCUUGUAGUAUUUUGUAUAUUGUUGGAGAGUGUCCGUAAAAAUACUCUGAAUAAUUUAUUUAAAAAAUGGUU
Tinamus guttatus (white-throated tinamou) is the source of this 1224-nucleotide messenger RNA. RefSeq names its product regulation of nuclear pre-mRNA domain-containing protein 1A. Lineage: Eukaryota; Metazoa; Chordata; Aves; Tinamiformes; Tinamidae. Gene Ontology annotation, biological process: mRNA 3'-end processing. The record is from RefSeq and is a predicted model, not a curated record. Gene Ontology annotation, molecular function: RNA polymerase II C-terminal domain binding.